Molecule: messenger RNA, 480 nt
Organism: Ylistrum balloti
Lineage: Eukaryota; Metazoa; Mollusca; Bivalvia; Pectinida; Pectinidae
Product: perlucin-like protein
Exons: 4
Coding region: 1-480 (159 amino acids)
Source: RefSeq, a predicted model, not a curated record
AUGAUUUUAUUGGUAGCUGUGGCCGUGGUCAGGGCUCGUAAAUGCGAACCUGGAUGGGCCGAGUUUAAGGAAGAUUGCAUCUAUUUUGGUCAUGACCGUACAACUUGGGAUGAUGCAGAAAGAAGAUGCAGGGAUAGGGGAGCAUGGCUUCUCUCAGAUGACAAUGAAGAAAAGCACGACUUCCUAUCGGACCUCUUGGAAGUUCUUUUCAAUUGGCAUUAUGAACGAUUUUUCAUCGGUGGGUCGGACUAUUAUUUCGAGGGGCAAUUCCGUUGGGUAGAGACCGGUGCGCCCGUCGGUCCUUUUUCAAGGUGGGCAGCAGGACAGCCUCAAAUAAACAACACCCGUAAUUGCCUUAUGUUAAUGUGGGAGAACGAUGACCUGGUCUGGUCCGACCAACUGUGCAGGCCCCGAGAGUCCACAUACUACCUUUGUGAGAAACUUGGUAACACUACAACUGGACCAGGGAUUAUAGGAUAA